AUGGCGUCUCGACGCGUCUCGCUCGCGCAGACGGCGCGCGCGAGUUCACCGCGCCGAGCGAUCGCGUCGAGACGGGUUCGCGAGGCGAACGUGCGACGCGCGCGCGCGCGGAGCGUCAAAGACAGCGAGGCCGAUGCGACGGUCUCGAGCGUCGAGCGCGAUGACUCGCUCCUCGCGAACGCCGAGCGGGCGGUGAACGAGCGAUUGAUCGCGAGCGCGGUGGCGGUGAUCGAUUAUCUCUACGCCGGACGAUCGUACGCGCGGUUUCACGCGCUGGAGACGGUGGCGCGCGUCCCGUACUUUAGCUUCAUGUCGGUCCUGCACCUGUACGAGACCUUCGGGUGGUGGCGACGGGCGGAUUACCUGAAGGUGCACUUCGCGGAGACGAUGAAUGAGUAUCAUCACCUGUUGAUCAUGGAAUCCUUGGGCGGGGCGGAGCUUUGGCGAGAUCGGUUCUUCGCCCAACACGUGGCGGUGGCGUAUUACUGGAUUUGCGUCGCGCAGUACUUGGUGUCGCCUCGGUGGGCGUAUAAUUUACUCGAGCAGGUGGAGAGUCACGCGUACGCGACGUACGAUAAGUUUCUUGAGGCAAACGAGGAGGUUUUGAAGAAGACACCGGCACCGCGGGUGGCGGUGGCGUAUUACACCAAGGGCGACUUGUACCUGUUCGACGAGUUCCAAACCGGGGAGAAAGGGGCGCGGAGACCGAAGAUCGAUAACCUGUACGACGUCUUCGUGAAUGUGCGAAACGAUGAGGCCGAACACAUGAAGACGAUGGAGUUCUGUCAGCGCCCUGGAAACGGAUUGCGAUCGCCGUCGAGCAAACAGGCGUUGUUCGCGAUGAGCGGCGAAUGCGGCGAUGAGGUGUGCGAGACCGAGAUCGAGGAAGAUCUCGCAGGUCGCUCGUGUGAGGGUCUGGUAGACUGUGUCGUGAACUUCGGCACGGGCUCAGUGAGCACGUACGAUCCCAACGAUGCGAGCGCGUCGGCGCGAUGA
Molecule: messenger RNA, 996 nt
Organism: Ostreococcus tauri
Lineage: Eukaryota; Viridiplantae; Chlorophyta; Mamiellophyceae; Mamiellales; Bathycoccaceae
Product: Alternative oxidase
Exons: 1
Coding region: 1-996 (331 amino acids)
Biological process (GO): alternative respiration
Cellular component (GO): mitochondrion
Molecular function (GO): alternative oxidase activity
Source: RefSeq, a predicted model, not a curated record